AUGACUGUUCUGAAAGGUUGCAACUUUCAGGAACAGCCAGGACCGUUUGAAAGGUUGCAAACUUUCAUAAAUGGUCGUGUGGUUUCUGAAAGAUUCUGGUACAGUUUUACAGAUUCUGAAAUGGCAAAUGAUAAUGUUAUGGUGGCUGUUGCUGCACCAACCCGAACUGUUGUACCACAAGCAGAGAAACUGGGAAAAUUCUUUGGUAUGAAUUUCAAAGUAUGGCAGCAAUGGAUAUUUUUCUGGCUUACUACUCUUGGUUUGCAUAAAUUUACCAAUGAAGAAACUUCAGUGCCUGCUGCUGAUAUGUCAGACAGAGAAAGGUUCAUGAUUAUUGAAGCAUGGACACAGACAGGCUUCCUAUGUAAGGGCUACAUUCUGAGUGCUUUAGAGGAUGACUUAUAUAUUGUCUAUAGUGCAAUGACAACUUUGAAAGAAUUGUGGAAUGCACUUGAGAAGAAAUAUAUGACAGAAGAUGCAUGCUUGAAAAAGUUUGUGAUCGCAAAGCUUUUAGACUAUAAAUUGUCAGAUAGUAAAAUUGUUGGAUCACAAAUGCAGGAACUUCAACUUAUUUUCCUUGAUCUGAUUGCUAAGGAUAUGGUAGUAAAUGAAGCUUUUCAGGUGGCUGCAAUGAUCGAGAAGUUACCUCCUUCGUGGAACGACUUCAAAAAUUAUUUAAAGCACAAACGUAAGGAAAUGAAACUUGAAGAUCUUGUGAUUCGACUCAAGAUCGAGGAAGAUAAGAAGGCCGCCAGAAAGAAAUCUCGUGGGAUUCGACAAUAA
Molecule: messenger RNA, 783 nt
Organism: Solanum tuberosum (potato)
Lineage: Eukaryota; Viridiplantae; Streptophyta; Magnoliopsida; Solanales; Solanaceae
Exons: 3
Coding region: 1-783 (260 amino acids)
Source: RefSeq, a predicted model, not a curated record